AUGAUCAGUGAUAUCAAAGCGAUGGAGCAUCAGAUGCGGGAGAUGAACUAUGAUGCACGUAGGGCCCCCCUGGGCAAGCUGACCCCCGGACAGAUCAAGGCCGGUUAUGAAGCUCUCAAGGAGAUCUCCGAUUGUGUGGAAGCCUUGAAGAAAUUGGAGGAAGAUGAACAGGAUGGUGCAAAGACUGGGAGAGGCAAAGCAGGAAGAAGAAAAGGUCUUCCUAACCCCGAUGAUAAGAAGGCUCUUAGCGACAAGCUCCUGCAUGCUUGUAAUACCUACUAUACUCGAAUUCCACAUGAUUUUGGAAUGCGAGUUCCUCCCCUGAUCUCCACUCCGGAUGAUGUCAAAACCCAGUUGGACCUACUCAAAGCCCUCGAAGACAUUGAGGCAGCCUUCAGCGUUAUCAAAACGAAGGGCAAAACUCUUGAUAUGCAUCCAGCCGAUAGGAAUUACAGCAAUCUCAAAUGUAACAUCGAACCCAUACCCACCAGUCACAAAAUGGAGAAAAUCAUUAAGGAUUACGUUCGAUUGACUCACGCUUCGACGCACAAUAACUACAGUUUAGAGGUGCUGCAAACUUUCGAGCUGGCAAAGAAUGGUGAAGCGGAAUCUUUCCAAGACUAUGGAACGCGACGUCUUCUCUGGCAUGGAAGUCGCCUCACCAACUGGAUGGGAAUUCUCGGUCGUGGAUUGAGGAUAGCUCCUCCAGAGGCACCUUGUACUGGUUACAUGUUCGGCAAAGGUGUCUACUUUGCAGAUUGUGUGUCCUUGUCAGCCGGCUUUACCCAUGCCUACAUGAACGAAAAUGUUGGGUUCGUGGCUUUAUGUGAAGUUUCCUUGGGAAAAAUUAAUCCUCUAUUAUAUGGUGACUCCAAUGCAAAUAAUCUUCCCCAGGGAAGGCACAGUGUUCAAGGCGUCGGCAGCAAAAUGCCAGACAAGUCGACAUGGAUCACUUUGGAUGAUGGUGUGGUCGUUCCGUGUGGAAAGAUGGUAGACUCGAAUGUAAAGAAUGCCUCCCUAUAUUACAAUGAAUUCAUUGUCUACGAUGUUCGACAAAUUCGCUUGCGCUACUUAGUUCAAAUUAAAUUCAAUUACGAAUAUUGA
Messenger RNA from Rodentolepis nana, 1104 nucleotides. NCBI's taxonomy places the organism in Eukaryota, Metazoa, Platyhelminthes, Cestoda, Cyclophyllidea, Hymenolepididae. The record is from the annotation of a GenBank genome assembly.